AUGCCAAUCCCAAUGCAAGUAUCGCUUCAGUUGGCGCUGCAUCUUUCUACCCCUCAAACGUACAAUAUAAUAACCGACGAGCGUUGGAAACCAGGUGAGAAAUUACAUCGCUUCGCUCUACAUGACUUUGCCUUCAUCGAUCAAAAUUCCGGUCGGGCUCAGGCAACCUUACUUUUCGCUGCCAUCUUGCGUGAUAUUUUCAAUCACCCAGAUUGGUCACAGCUACAUGCAUUCUUCAGCAAGCGAUUUCCUCGGGGAGAGGAACCGACCGAUGCCAGCCAGAGGACUCUAAUCCCGCCAAAGGAGCAGUCUUGGAAACAGCCCACCGUGGUCGACUUUUUGACAGACCCUAGCUCCGUCGGCCUGGCGAAUGAUCUAGUCACGCUGCUUGCAUCUGCCGGUCGCACCUCACGCGGACACUUGAUGGGACCCGAUCCGCAGCCAUGCGCAAUCGGCCCUGCCAUCAGUGUUGCCUGCGGAGCAGGGGCCUACAUGGACCUCACCUAUGGCGGUCGGCCACCGGGGCAAUAUGAGGAAAUGACUUACAUAGGCGGUGAUCUGUAUGGAUGGAAGAAAGGAAAGUUCGAUGUCAUAGCAAGCCCGAUCUCUACGACCGAAAAGGGCGGGCGGGAUCGAUACUGGGCUGAAUGGGCAAGUCUCUGGUCUGUCAUCUCCGAAUGGGUGUACGAGUAUGACAGUACGUCACUUCAGCUAGGCCAUCUGAGCUCACAUAGCUUCAAGUACCUCCUCAGUCCCGAGGAGGAGCGCUCAUUCGACCGUUUCGGCAAGAUCCCGCGUAAAUUUCUCAAAACGGAUGCCAUUUCCGCUGCGGAGGCGAUUCAUGCGGUCUUCGCCCAGAUGGCUAAAGAACCGCAGCGUUUUCAGGGCGUGGAAUGGGACUUCUUCGAACUUGCCGUCCCAGUCGAGUUGAGAGAGGCGUUCCACGCGCGAUUUGGCCAAAAGAGCUCCGAUCGCAACGAAAACCGUGCUCGGCUGGUACAGAGGGUCCCUGGACCUGGCCAAGACUCCCUUGCGUACGGAGACUCGCUCGCCUAUGAGGAAAUGAGCCCGAUGGCAUUGAAGCGUUGCCCGAAUGAUUUCUUUGGUGCGAGCUGGGAAGCAUGGCUCUUGUCAAUUGAGGGGGGAGACGUUGUGGUCGUAGAGACGAUCUUUCAGGCGCUUUGGGCGGUCAUGUUGGUGGCACAGCUUCCGUUGAAUAUCAAGAUUAUCGAGCAGAGUGGCCGAUUCCCCAAGUAUCGCGAUCCCGAGGACUUGUACAUCUGA
Messenger RNA from Penicillium brasilianum, 1284 nucleotides. The record is from the annotation of a GenBank genome assembly. NCBI's taxonomy places the organism in Eukaryota, Fungi, Ascomycota, Eurotiomycetes, Eurotiales, Aspergillaceae.